AAGCCUGAAUCCGGAGCCUUACCGUCACGCUUCUAAUCCAACGGUGAAGAUCUCUUCUCUCACUUAAUAUAACCCUCCAACAUUUACCUACAUAAACCCCACUUCCCAAUAUAGGGUUUUAGUCGAAUCCUUCAAAAACCAGAGGGAGUGAAGCCACACAUAAGAAGGUUGUACGAUGGCGUUUCUUACUAAAUUGGGAAAUAUGUUACGGCAGACUGCUAAUAGGCAGAUCACUUCUGAGAUCUCUGCAUCAAGACCAUCCAUCUAUCAAGCAUUAAGAUGCAUGUCAUCCUCAAAAAUUUUCAUUGGAGGUAUUUCUUUCCAGACAGAUGACAACGGUCUGAAAGAGGCCUUUGAUAAAUAUGGCAAUGUUGUUGAAGCAAGAAUCAUUAUGGAUCGUGAUACUGGCAGAUCUAGAGGAUUUGGAUUCGUUACUUACACCUCCAGUGAGGAGGCCUCUAGUGCCAUCCAGGCCAUGGAUGGACAGGAUCUUCAUGGUCGCCGUGUUAGGGUGAAUUAUGCAACUGAAAGGCCUCAGCGUACCUUUAACAAUAAUUAUGGCAACUAUGGUGGUGGAGGAUACGGCGGCGGCGGUGGAGGAUACGGCGGCGGCGGUGGAGGAUACGGCACUGGUGGAGGAUAUGGCUCUAAUUAUGCUGGUCAAAGCACUUAUGACGGUGGUGCUGGGAAUUAUGGUGCUGCUGCUGGUGGUGGCAGAAGCGAUGGCUAUACCAACACCAGUGUUGAUGGUGGAUAUGAUGGAAAUGCUGGAUUGGGUUAUGGUGGCGGCAAUCAGUUUGGUGCCAAUGAGAGUAGUGGUGAUGGUUUGAACCUAGAUGAUGCGUUGGACAAAAACUCCAAGGAAGAUGAUGAUGCUGGUGAUUUUGCCAAAAGGGUAUGAUAUAAUGCUGUUUCUGGAGGAAGCUGUUGAAGUUGCUUAUUAAAGUAAAUUUUUUUUUCCUCUUCCCUACCCUUCUUUGAACUUUGUUAUAUCACUUAUUUCGGACUUGGUUAUAUGUGAAGAGCAUCACUUUGAAGUAUUUUCUUUAAGAAACAGAAUUGAUUAGAAAAUAAUUUCAGUUUCUCUC
Populus trichocarpa (black cottonwood) is the source of this 1088-nucleotide messenger RNA. RefSeq names its product glycine-rich RNA-binding protein 3, mitochondrial. Gene Ontology annotation, molecular function: RNA binding. Lineage: Eukaryota; Viridiplantae; Streptophyta; Magnoliopsida; Malpighiales; Salicaceae. The record is from RefSeq and is a predicted model, not a curated record. Bases 176 to 901 code for a protein of 241 amino acids. The transcript has 5 exons.